Molecule: messenger RNA, 2827 nt
Organism: Fundulus heteroclitus (mummichog)
Lineage: Eukaryota; Metazoa; Chordata; Actinopteri; Cyprinodontiformes; Fundulidae
Gene: vgll1l
Product: vestigial like family member 1
Exons: 4
Coding region: 357-938 (193 amino acids)
Biological process (GO): regulation of transcription by RNA polymerase II
Cellular component (GO): nucleus
Source: RefSeq, a predicted model, not a curated record
CUACUUGAGUUCAAAUCUAAGCAGAGCUGCUGUUAAACUGCGUAAAGCAGGAAUGUUUUGAUUGAGUUGCGGUUCAGGCUCCUGAGGAACCGGCUGGAUAACAUUCUGAUCAUAGCUGUCACCCUCCCCAGCUAAAUCAUCCAGUAACUUUGCAAGCUCUGUGGGUAAAAUGUUCUCCUUGUAGAGCUGACGGCGAAAGCGAUAGCAGCUACUGCGAUCUCUGCGCUCUCUUUUUAGCGAUCUCCUUGUGGGUUCUGCGGUCCUUUUUUUCCUUGAUCGAGUAGUCAAUGCAAGCUUGUGCUCCCUUUUCAACGUCGGUCAGUCGUCGGGACGGGUAAGACAAUUGCAGGUGACCCAUGGAGGAACAGGCAGACAGUCCGAUAGCAGUGAAAGUGGAGGGAACCCCCCAUAGGGUCAUCCUGACGUACUUCCAGGGGGACAUUAACAGCAUGGUGGACGAGCACUUCUCUCGAGCUCUCAGCAAAAUCAGCAAGUCCAACGACCCAGCCGCAAGGUCAAAGAAAAUCCGCAAAACUGUGAAAAUUGAAAGCCCAGACAACUGUCAGGGGAGCAUCUCCGUCCCUUACUCUGACUCGCAGGUCCCCCCUGUAACAGGACACAUCCUGGCCCUCAGCUCCGCAGAGGAGACCCCAGGCUCCUGGAACACAUUCAGGUCAAGAGAAGGUCCGGCCCUGUCGACCAUCAUGUGCUCCCUGUCCUCCGACGGGCUGAGCCUCACUGGACAGCAGUACUCCACAUCCCUGCUCAACCUGCUGCACGGUGAACGGGGAGAGAUGGGACCCAGCAUUGCCUCUACCUCCAAGCCGGAGCCACUUCCAAGCUGGGUGGUAACCCCAGGAUUCAGGGAGUCUGUAGACCCUCCAAUAGGCUUUGAACCUGGGCGACAUGGCGAUAAGAAGGACUUGUACUGGUACUGAAGUAAACGAUUUCUGUUGGUACCAGCAGCGUUUUGAUUUCCUGAUGAGUUCUCUCUCCAUUCUUCACUGAGAUGACCUCAACACCGGAGCUCGUACUGGGACAGCCUCUCCUGAAGAGAACACUUGCUGACAAACCAGUUCCUCAACUCUUGUCAUUCCUCUUUUAAGUCUCCGAGCUGUGUGUCUGUUUUCACACGUUUCGAAGUGAAGUUGGGCGACGUGCACUUUCCUUAUGGGUUUUACUUCAGUCAACAGACCAGUGUUGAGUCUGAAAUUUAUGAGCCUCUUUUAUGUGUAAAAAAAAUUAUGUAGAUUAAAAAAACCUGAACUACCCAAGAUCACCUGGUUGGUUUAGGUUUCUUGAAGAUACACAAACAGGGAGGUAAGGUUGUGUUUGGUUGAUAAAGAGCUGGUGAAAAUACUAACUUGUUUUAGGUACUGUAAACUUUUUAAUAAAGGAUGAUUAAAGGAAUCAGCCAAUAUUCAACACUGCUCGCAAUUAAGUUAUACAAGCUCAAUGUCAGUCAAACAGUGUGUUUCUGACCCCUGUUGGUGGGUGUGAAACCACAGUCUUUAUGAAGAAUUGUACAUUAUAUGUGAAGAAAUGGGAGUUUUAUCCCAUUCUCCUGGCGUUUAGAAAAAUUUUAGUAGUCUAGGUAAUACUAGCUGACCUUAAACAGUUCAAGUUUAGACUGGCUUAGUGUCAGACAGUGAGAAAAAACUAUGUGUCUGGUUAUAUCUAUAUUAAAUAAGCUAAAACUUGAAAUAAGCAAACUUGCUUAUUGCUAUUUAUGUUCCAUUUUGCCCCUACAGUGAUGAUCAGUUUAUGGUAAUUAGGCAUUCUGUGGUGUAGUAGUUGAAGUCUUUCUCUUUACUUUGAAGGGGACCUGCAUUCAAACCCGAGUUACAUCAGGAAGGACAUCCAGCACAAAAGAACUCCUGAAUAAGGGAGCAGCUAGUAAUACUUAGUGAUGAUCAGCUAUAAUUAGUAAGAUAAGUUAACAUACUAAAGCACAAACUUUUAUAUUUAACACUUAAAAUAUAUUAUUGGUAAAUCUUGUAUUCUUCCAUUUAAGUAUUUAAAAUGUCUGAACAUGGUACAUGUGCUAUCUCUAUGUACAGAUUAUCUUAGAGUCUGCAUGGUUGAGCUCUGUCGACUUUCUAAAUACUGAAAAAAAAAAAGAUUUUUGGGCAUUAAAUUUACUGCUUUUUUGAACAAACAGUUUAAAAAAGAGAGUUGGAAAAUGUAUCCGGUCUGAAAGGACCUCUCAGUUGGGGAUGUUAUGAGUUUUGGGUGUUUUUGUUGUUUUUUGUAUUUUGAUCACUUCUGAGCAUAGAGUUAGAAUCUCUAGUUCUAUGCUUCUGAGUUCUUUAUCAUUGUAUAAUAAGUAUUGCCCUGUUCAUUUUAUUUCUCUGUGUACAUUAUUGCUAGGAAGAUGUUGCCAUACUAAUUAAUUCAUUUGUGUUUGGUUUAUUAUUGUGUUCCACUCUGUGCAUUUGGAUUAAAUUUUCCCAGAUCAUUGUUUGUCUUUUCCCCUUUGGUUUGCGGUUUAUUUUGUCUGGAACAGCUUUCUAUGUGUAAAUUGUUUACUUUCCCUCAGUCUGCCUGUUUGUUCUCUUCCUCAGCUAUUGUUAAUCCCCCCCAAUUAAUUACCCUGAAUUCAAUGUAAUUCUCCCCUCUUCCCCCAGUAUAUAAGCUCACUGGUUUCCCUUUUUAUUGCCUGGUUCAUCUGCUAGUCUGUCUUGUGUAAUUCUGACCUCCAUGUUCCUGGUUUGUUUUUGGAUUUAUUUAGUUUCAUUAUCACCUGUUCAUGUUUUUUUUGGAUUUUUGGAGCUUGAACUGUUUUUGUAAAUUUAUUUUUGUAUUAUUAAACAUUAUUCUUGCUCCA